GUCACUACCAGAUUUAGAAGAAUUGAAGAUGAAACUACCACAAUAGAGGUUUCCAACCUUUUUUCAGCAUUCACUGAUAUGAGUAAGUCCAGAAAAUGGAUUUUCUCAGAAUUAUAUUCCAUGGUAAAUUUCAGUGAGGGCACCAGUAUUCAGGACUUGCUAAAGACACCAACGCAGACAACUACCAUUGGACUGUUUGGACAAACAGGUUGUGGAAAAAGCUCCCUACUAAAUACUCUCCUGGGAGAACCUGACCUGUUACCUACGGGGCAAUUGGAAGCCUGUACAUCAGUCAUUAUACAGGUGGAGGCCAAGUCUGAGGAUAACAACUACAAAGCAACUAUUGAUUUCAUCUCAGAAGAGGAAUGGCAUAAGGAGCUAAAAGGUCUAUUAGAAGACCUUGAAGAAGACAGGACUUCAUCCAUUAGCCAAAUGGCAGAGGACAAAGUCAGUGCACUGUAUGGCAGUGAUGCCACCAGCAAAAGCUUUGAUGAAUUAGCCACAGCUCUGUCUGAUGAAAUCCAACCUUACAUUAUGGCUGAUGAGUCUGGGCAGCUCUUUUGGCCAAUUGUGAAAACUGUGAAAAUUGAAGUGCCCAAAUGGAAGCACCUUCCAGAAAACAUUGUGCUUGUCGAUCUUCCGGGAAAUGGAGACCAUAACCAGAGCAGAGAUGAGAUGUGGAAAAAGAUGCUGAGCCAGUGUAGAGUUGUCUGGAUUGUAAGUGCUAUCACUCGACCUGCAUCUGACAAUUGUGCCUGGGAGAUUUUUGAAACCAAUAGGAACGACAUGGUGCAGGGAGGAGAAUGCACCAGCAUCGCAUUCAUCUGCACUAAAACUGAUGAUAUAGACGCAACGUCUUACAUGAGGAAUGAGAAACUGAAAGAUGAAGAUCUACCUGGAAUCACCAGUGAUUCAGAGAGAGAACGGGCGUGUAUACUUCACAGGAAUAAAAAGGCCAAGGACAAAACGCAUGACAUCAACGUCGACAUUUCAGUCUUUACUGUGAGCUCACAUGAGUUUGACUCACAGAAACACCUGGAAGAAAAAGACACAGAGAUACCCCUUCUAAAAGAGGAGCUAGACAGAUUCAACAACAGAAAACAGUUUGUGUCAAGUGCCAGCGGGAUCCUGCACCUCAUUCAAGCCGGAGCAAUGAAUAAAGACAGAUCUAAGCUGCACACUGAACUUCUUAAGAUCCUGAGAGUGGAAUUGGAUUCGUUGAGAAGGACCUUACAGACACGCUAUGACCAGCUGAAACAAAAACUUUUCGAAGGAGUUCAGAAGGCAAAGGAGAGCCGGGAUAAAGUUCUACAAAAUCAACUGAGUGCACCACGAGGAAAAGGAGGAGGAUUCCAUCGGACCUUGUCAGCCUUGUGCAGAAGUAAUGGCUACUUCAGGUCAAGAGGAGAAACAAGAGAUGUGAACCAGGCUUUGGCUCAAGCUAUGCAAAACAGCAUUGACGAAGAGUUCAAUAGACUUUUCCCUAAAGCAGCUGGUGGCAUGGCCAGCAUUAAAAUGAAGGGAGAACAGGACAAUCAGUAUGGGAAAGGAUUGAAGAAAACAGGACAAUCCAUACAGGAAAGGAUUGAUGAAUUCACCAUCUGCUCCAUCAAUGUCAAUCAGGGUUACAAAGAGCCUGAAGCAGUGCUUCAUAUUCUGAAGUUCCUUAAAGGCAAGGAAGCCAAGCUGAAGGAGAAGGCACACACAGACAUAAUGGAUACUAAGAAAGCUAUGUACGCAUCAAUCAGAGAAACCAUCAAACAACAGAUGACUCCUGGCUAUGAAAAGGCUGACAAGGUAUCUGGAAAAGGGUCUAUGGAGAAGAAGAGGACCAUUUUGGUGGAGCAUGCAUCAUCAGCAGCAAAUCAAAUGUUUGAUCGUGCAAAGGACAAGAUGUUGGAGAAAUUCACAGGCCUUAUGGACCGGAUUGAGGCAGAUUUCAAAAACACACUGGAGGAAGCUGUGAGACACGCCCUGAAAGAAUCCCCAUUCACAUUCAGCAUAAAUGUCGAGAGUCAAAUCAAGAGGAUGAAGGCGUUAUCUGAGCAACUCUGCUGUACCAAACAAGAAAGCAGUAACACCAUUUCCUGGCGAAGCUGUCAAACCUGUGCCCACAUCCAGGAACCUGGCGACUGGUGUGUGUUACAGCCCUUCAUCUCAUUGGAAAAUGGAGGGUGUCAGUAUACUGUAAGUUCUGCUGCAGGGAGCUAUGAGUGCUCAGAGUCUGGUCUUCGCUGGUCGUGUGCUGUUCCAGUCACCCUGCAGUACCUCAUCAGCAAGGAGGAGCUCUUCUGGGCCCAGAUGAAGAUGUUACGGUACCAACCUGCAGGUCCUCUGAUGGAACUCAAGCUCCUGUCAGGAGAGCUGGAGGAGGUGCACCUGCCCCACGCCCUCUGCCUCGGUGGUUCUGACCCGGCUGUGCUAGGUGAUGCAGUCAGGGCCCUGCAUGGCAACGACAGCGGCGUUUCCCUGGAGACUUGCAAGUUGAGUCGCUUUCACUGCAGGCUCUUGGCGCCGCACUUCUCUCUUUGGCAGUUGGCUGUGAAGUUGGGCUUCCCGGUGAAGAGCCACUGCGAGGUUCUGAUCUACGAGCACUGUCCCCGACCACUGGUCCUGCACACCUUCCUCCUGCCCUUGCCUUCCUCAGCCAGGCAGAAGGUAAAGGAGAGGUGGAGGGGCAGGGGCAUCAUCAAGCCUUCCCCCGACCAUGCCAUCUUGGUUGGCUCCACAGUCCAGCUGCACACCUCCUCAGAUUCCCUUGAGGUCACGCCCUCAGAGGUAACCCUUUCGUACAGAAAUCCUCCAACCUUCUUCGAGGUGUAUCUAGGGAACUCACUGCCGGACUUCAAGAUGGAGAUCAAGACUGUGGAGAAGCACACCGUUUGGGAAGCAGUGCUGAGGCAGGGAAUUGACUACUACAGGACACAAGAGCCCGCUGACACAGCGCACGUCACAGAGUCCAACACAGAUGAGCCACCACAGCCCAGCAGGAUACCUGGUCAGGUGGGCAGUCUGAUGGCCGCUGCCUUUCUGGAGGAGAAGAGGCCGAAGCUCAUACAGAGGGUCACAGAGGUGAUGCCCAUAGCAGACCAACUCCUCUCCAAGGGCGUCAUUGGCCAGGAGACCUACGCCAACAUCCAGGCUGCUGCCACCAGUCAGGACAAAAUGAGGUUGCUGUUUGAGGGCCUGCACUCAGCUGGGGUUCAGGGCAAACUGGCCUUCUACACGAUACUACAGGAACAGCUGCCCCACCUAGUGGACGAUUUGACAUGUGGACGCUGUGUGCCAGAGUCUUUUGACCCUCCAGAGAUCAAACUGCCCAUACCGCCUAUCCAUACAUGA
Molecule: messenger RNA, 3342 nt
Organism: Engraulis encrasicolus (European anchovy)
Lineage: Eukaryota; Metazoa; Chordata; Actinopteri; Clupeiformes; Engraulidae
Product: nuclear GTPase SLIP-GC-like
Exons: 21
Biological process (GO): regulation of apoptotic process; inflammatory response; innate immune response
Molecular function (GO): GTPase activity
Source: RefSeq, a predicted model, not a curated record